Molecule: messenger RNA, 1083 nt
Organism: Mesorhabditis spiculigera
Lineage: Eukaryota; Metazoa; Nematoda; Chromadorea; Rhabditida; Rhabditidae
Source: the annotation of a GenBank genome assembly
AUGGCUGUAGUUCUGUUUUCUGAGAACACGGCUUUGGCUGCCGCUGAAGGCUUUUUACGCAAGCUUGAACAUGUGGACGGGGGCCUGCUGUGCUCUGGUUGCGGCAGUGGAUGCACCCCUUCAGAUUCGGCCGGGUUUCUUACUGCCGUUGCACUGGCAAUUACAUAUGAAGCGCUAAAGGUUAUGUACUUGGAUGCGCCACGACUCGAUCCGGGCACGAUCGAGAUGCUGCCAUGGCUACAGACGUUCUGGAUUAUUCUCGCGGUGAUAGCCAUGAUUUGCGGAUCCAUCGUUCUUUCCACGCGGCGCCGUGUUUUCCUCAACAUCGUUUGCACCUGUUUUGCGAUAAUGACAUUCCUCGACCUUGCCUCCAACUGGUAUCGCUUCAAGAACCAGCGCGGAAUCAACCCAGAAUAUGCUGCAACGAUCAGGGAUUACCAGACGAAACUAGUGUUGCAAUGGAUAGGACUUGUGACAUACUGGAUCAUCAGCAUCGGCAUGUUCUUUACCUUCUCCACGCUGUUUUAUAGCUAUCAAAAAGAACUACGAGCUGAAGAAAAGGCAAAGCGCGCCCCGGAGACUUCUGAGAGCGAUCAAUUCGUCCAGAGAUCCCUCUCAAUGGCUGCGAUAUAUGAGACUGUGAAGCUGUGGGUGUUGUAUCCGCCGACCUUGGAAAGCGAGACUCUGCAGUGGCUACAGGGAAAAAUAAUUUGGCACGCUGGCGCGGCUGUCACCAUCAUUUUCGGGAUCAUGGCCGUUUUGACGAAGCGUCGGCUUAUGAUUAUAUUUUCGUGGACUUGCUUUGUCCUAAUUUUUUUCAUCGAGCUGUGGUCUUUUCUUGUACACUUCGACAAUCUGGGCAAACCGACAGGUUCCCUCGUAUUCGGAGCCUUCAGUGGAGCGGUAUUGGCCUGCUUCAUUUAUACUUACUCGACAUACGCCGGGUACCUUCGAAAAGAAGAAACUGCAAGACAGGAGCGAAGGGAGAGGCUCGAACUCCUAUUGGCGGAGCCCCAACCCGCUGCAGAAACACAAACUCAAACAAUUUCCCGUUGUAGCUCUGAUUCUUCUUCCAGCCAGCAA